Messenger RNA from Dendrobium catenatum, 510 nucleotides. RefSeq lists its product as uncharacterized. Bases 1 to 510 code for a protein of 169 amino acids. NCBI's taxonomy places the organism in Eukaryota, Viridiplantae, Streptophyta, Magnoliopsida, Asparagales, Orchidaceae. The record is from RefSeq and is a predicted model, not a curated record. The transcript has 2 exons.
AUGGAGUGGCGAAGAGUGAAGAAGGGGCUUGUUCUACUUUGCUUUGUCUGUUGUCUUACAGGAUUUGAAGCUAAAGGUGUGGAGUUCUCGAAGAAGAAUGAGAGAAGGGUUCCCAAUGCCUUAUCUGAGAUGAGAGGUCCUGGUUUUCUCUACACCAGAGAUACAGGACGAUGCACCCCUCAAUAUUGGAGCAGCAGAAGAGAGGCAUGGCCAAAGUCACUACCUCAGGAUUCCUCAGUUUCAAAGGUUUUUGGAUCAAUGCUGUUGGAGAGGUAUGAACCAAAACUUACAUUGUUGGAUGUGAUUCAGAGGAAUGAUGAUACUGGUGGCAGUAUUUUCAUCAAAUUAGUGAAGCAAGCAAGCACUGCACUUCUUAAUUCAUACACAAGGCCUGGCUAUCCUUACAACCCUUGGGAAGUGAAGGCUCUCCUCUUAGAGGCUAUUCUCUCAGAGGAGGAUGCAGCUUCACAAGCUGAAGUUUUCUCACAGGCUAAUCAUGGCUGCUCUUAA